Molecule: messenger RNA, 1580 nt
Organism: Macrobrachium nipponense
Lineage: Eukaryota; Metazoa; Arthropoda; Malacostraca; Decapoda; Palaemonidae
Exons: 2
Coding region: 119-433 (104 amino acids)
Source: RefSeq, a predicted model, not a curated record
GCUAACAAUCGCUUGAUCUCGUGUAUAUAAGAGAUGAACCGGGGUGCCUUAUCAUACAAUCAGCUCAGUUGCUCUCUGAUCCUCUUCUAGAGAAUUCCUGCCUCUAAUCUUCAACAAGAUGAAAUUCUUCGCCAUCACCCUUUUCGCCAUGGCCACCGUUGCCUUGACCCAGGCUGACCCUAUCCCCGUUGAACAAGGAGUUCACGCCCCCGGCAUCACCCAUCCCGCAGGUCAGUUGGGUCACGCCGGGGACUUCGCAUCUCAGGGUUCUGGGCAAGGGUAUGGAAAGGCCGAGUCCAGCAACACCUUCAGCUUCGGUGCUCCUCUGGCUGAGUUCCAGGGCUUCCACCCAGGUGCCCAGGCAGGGCACACGGCUGCUGCCCACGCCGCCGAACAGGGUCAGACCCAGGCUCACCCUGUCUACACCAAUUAGGUUUUUAACUCAGCUGUUAUCAAUGCCUGUAAUUCUGCUGUUUCCCCUUAGUUUUUCUGUCUCUCAGAACUUUGGCAUUUCACAGAAAUUUCAAAGUCUUUAAUUAGGCGAGCGACUGAUGCUCAGCUAACAUUUAGAAGCAUCUCAUUCACGGUCUUCGAAAAGAAGUAAGUUUCAACGCUUUCUUUACGGUACAACUGAAUGCCUUUCACAAUUUCUCCGGUUGUGAAAUGUCGAACGGGCUGUCAAGUUUGUGCUGUUUUUCCAAGCCUUCAUUUGCUGUAUUCUCCAGUUUUCAGGCAAUUUAAUCUUCUUCUUAGUUUCAUUGGGAUUUGGCUUUAUAACAAAAUGUUUGAUUGCUUUUCGCUUACUUUUUUUUUUCUUAAUUUUCCUCCCAAUGGUUCCGCCAACAUGAACAAGUUCUUCGUGCUGUAAAUUUCUUCUGACGUUGCAGUAAUCUUUAACAUAACGUCUUGACUUAUUUUGCUUUUUAAUUUGAUUUAAAUUGUUUCUUGAGAACGUAAAAUGUCCCUUGUCUUAAGAAGUUCUGUUUUAUGUUUAUCAGUAUACUCUGUCUGAUUUUUUUUUACUUUAUUUUAUGCAACAAUCAACGCUUUUUCAUACAAAACUUCUGCCUUGGAAUUUGUCAUUUAUAAGUGGCUUUUUGACGGCAAAUAUUCUGGUUUCUUCAGUGAUAUAAUUUACCUUACCACUGAACCCUUGGUUCUUGCUUUAUUAAUUGCAGAGCAAUUUUGUCUCUCCUUCUCUUUCAUUUUGAUUUAUUCUUUCAAACUUUCAUUUUAACUCUUAGGAUAAAUGUGCCGGUCUUCCUUCUUCAGACAUAUCAUUGUGAAAGCUUUUUCCAUAAUGUAAAUGAUAUUUGCUUACAACUCCUAGCACAGGACACUUUAAACAUUCCCAACUUUGACAUGUGCUUAGGUGUGAAUUUCUUCUUUGAGUAUUCUAAGCAAUUUACUAGUUAUGAACUGAAUUUUGGUUUAUCAAUGUUUCUGAUAUUUUAUUGUUUUUUCUGUUAAUUUUUUGCAUUAUCUUUGAAUCAGUACCUUUAAUUUACAACUCUGUUUUGAUUUGAAAUCAUACAUGGUGUUAACGUUUGUUUGUUCUAAUAAAAAUUCUGUUAAUAGUU